CGCUUGAACACACACUGGGGGAAACGCGGGAGCGUCUGUUUGACUUCUCUCGACCACCCAAGGGCCUUUACCGUCUCCACCCGCAGUCUCCAUCUGUUCAGCGGCAUGCACAUAUAUAUUUUUUGGGUUUCCGAUUGCUCUCUCGUCUUUUUUCUCCAGUCGAACUUCUUGACUUGUCGCUGACGCUGUGCUCGGCGAGUGCACUCCACAGUUUCUUGUCUGGCGUCUUGUCUCCUUGUCUUUUCGUACGGUCUUGGCUUGGCACAUUCGUCGCCUUUUUUUGGACGCUGGACGGCAUGUUCUCCGGCAGGUCCGCCUUUUUCAUCCCGCUCACAUCUUUCCUCGCUGUUUCGCGAAUCUGGCCAGUGUGUCAACUUGAGACUCCGCCGCAGUGCGUGUGGUGCCGCCGAGUCGCCCGCGAAAACGUCGCUUCUGUCCUCUCUCUACAGACGACGCCUCCCGUGGACAGAGACUCCGACGGAACGCGUUCCUUCAUCUUUUGUCACUCUCCCCCCCAGCCUUUCGUCUCCUCUUUCUUCGCGUUUCUCGCUCCCUCCGCUGCGUCCCUGUCCUUCUUCAGGCGGCUCGUGAGGAGGACGCUUCGUCGGAUCUCCUGCAUCCACCAUCGCCUUCCUCGACUGCUCACGACGGCUGACAGUGGUGAAACCGAUGUCUCACCGGGUCGCGGCCUGCGCCGCUCUUCUUGGCCAACGAUGGCGUCUUGCUGUGUAACUGUCUCCGCGUCUUCGACCGUCUCGAGGCUGUCAACUUCUCGCGUCCUCUCUGCGUUCUCCUCCUCUUGCCUGACUCACGCUUCUCUCCUGACUUGCGACAUCUGAAAGGCAUCGCCGAACACAGUCAGCGCGAAGUCCGCACAACCUGCUUGCCGUCGAUCUGAUGUUUUACAGUGUAUCGUUUUCCUCCAGGCGGCCGCAUGGCUUCUGUUUCUGUGUGACGGCAGAUCAACGGUACGCUCAGCGUCUCACUUUCCUUCACACUGUCGCUACUUUUACCCGCUUUCGUGUACAGACACUCCCCACUUCCGUCGCCCCUUCUCUCCUCAGUUUGUCUUUCUUUUGUCUCAUUUCUUCCCGAAUUUUCCCCUUUUUUCCACUACCAUCGUUUCUUACUGCCGUCACUCUUCGUUCUUUCCGCUUUUCCUUCAUUUCUUGUCUCUAAACAUGCGCGCAUUUGCGGCCUCGCGCCGCCGUACCGUCCAGCUCGACGGUGUCGGACGCCACGAGGCGCCUCUGGCCAUGCCCGGCUUCGACGCUGUCUCUUCGUCUGCCUUCUCUUCUGCGGUGACUUGUGCUCUUUCUCCUGGGUUUCCGUCGACCUCUCUGCAUCCCUCUUCUCUGCGCCCUCAGUCUCUGUUUUGCGGUCCUUCCAGCGGCGCCUCCGCCGUCCGUUCCGCCUUGCUCUUCAAGUUCUCUCUCUCCCGCCUCCUCCUGUUUCUGCUCCUUGCUCUUCUCCUUCUCGCCGUCCACCCUGAGAAGCCGGCGCCGGGCAGGCUUCCCGGCGUCGCUGCGGGUGCGGCGCCGAGUGAGCAGCCUCAGCUGAAGAUAGGUCCUGCGCAAGUGCUCCUGCCCUCGCCAGCUCAGGCGGCUGGUCGUCUCGCGUCCGCGUCGGUCUCCGUGCGAACGCUGCUGAUCGUCGAGAACGGCUCGUCUCUCGCGGCCGCGCCUUGCUUCUUCUGGUCGGUGCAGCAUCCCGACCUGAUCCGGGUUCUCCAUCCCGACUGCGCGCCUUCGCAGCCGGCGUCCGCCUGUCUCCUCCCCUCCACUUCGCUCUCGGCCAGCGGCGCGGGUGUCUGUCUCCCCAGAGUCCUCGUCGAGGCCUCGCAUCACACGCCGCAUAAGCGCGGUCGCUCCUGGAUCUUUGCCUCGCCGGGGCGGCCGGCGUCUUCUCCGGGGAGACAGGUAUCUCCCAGUGCGCUUCGGGUGCAGGCGGUCGUCGCGCCCAUCGCGCGAAUCGCCUUUCGGACGAGAGACCGACGCCUCGCAGUCGGUCAACUUGGAGACGUCGGCGUCCUCGCGUUCGACGAAGAAGGAAACAUUUUCACGAGCUUGCAGGGUCUGGUCUUCAUCUGGAAGUUCGAAGGCGAACGCGGCGUCCUCCAGGCUGAAGACAUCACCAGCGACGCCGAGGCGGCCUCCGCCACCCGCCAGUGGGUCGAGCGCUCCAGCCAGAGCGCCUCAGGUGUACAUACACCGGACAGCGCGGCGGGUCCGUUCUGGCGCAGCGACAUGCUUUUGGUCAGAGGUUUGAAGACGGGGAAGGCGACCAUCUCCGUGCGUCUUGCGGGCGACGAACACCGCCAUGUGGGCGAGGCGCGCGUUUCCUUCGUCGUCCACGAGCCUGUGCUUCUUCUCCCUGCUUUCCAGGUCUUGCCGCCAGCCGCAGUCUUCCAGUAUCGGCUUCUCCGCCUCCAGGAGAGCAGCGAAACGGUCUCUGGAGGCGGCGUCUCCAGCCUCGCUGUGUCGCGCCCGCGGAGCCCCGCCUUCCUCUCGCUGCCUGCGCCGCACAUUCAAUUCUCCGCCGACGACUUGUCGCUCUUCGACGCCGAGGACCGCCUCCCGCUGGCGCGCGCCGUCGCCGAUGCAGGAGCGUCAGCGAUCGUCGCCGUCGACCGCGCGGGACUCCUCCGCGUGGUGUCGCCAGAGUUUCCAGGCGAGGGCGAGAACGCUCGGCGCUUCGGACUCGAGGGAGCGAGUCUGCUGCGAGCCGUGGACACCCGCACCGGCGAGGAGCAGCAUGCAGAAGUCCAGGUGCUCGUUCCCUCGGCGCUGCGAGUCUUCGUGGACGACGUCGGCGAUCUCGAGCGCCAGCCGACGUGGAGCAGCCUCGCGGCGGCCGUCGAGAAGCAAGUUCGGAGUCUCGGCGAUGCGCAGGAGUCGCACGACGUAUUGCUGCGGAGACUGGUGGAGCGCGACUGGACCUUCGGCGGGGCAGGGGAGAGGAACUCGAAAGUCGACGCGUUCGCACCUCAGGAGGAACUUCGCAUGCGCCUCGUGAAGACAGGCAGGGCGAGACUGGGGGGGGAUGCCGCAGUUGACGAAGACGAAGAGGAAGACGACGUCCUGGUCCUUGUUCGGGGAAGAGAGUACCUUUUCAAAGUCGAGAUGCUCGCCCGAGGUUUGCCGCGGCUCGUCUCGAUCCCGAGGCAGCCAGAGACCGCACCGCGAGAGACAGAGACACUCGCGACAGAGACCCUCGCGACAGAGCCAGUUGAGAAGGAGGCGCGAGAGGCGUUGAGCCGCAGUCCGGUGGAAGAAGACUCGCAGUUCUUGGCGGUCGCCACUCCGAAAAACGCGGUGUUUCACUGGACAUGUGAAGACGAAGGUGAAGAAGAAGAGUCCGCAGAUGACGCCUCCGAGUCACGUCCGGAAUCGCAGAGCUGCGGCCUGCAGAGGAAAGGAUCUGGGCAACAGCAUAUGGCAUGGUUCUCGGCUUCUCAGCGGUCGCAGGGGCGCCUGACAGCCUCGCUGCUCCAUGUGGGGUCGCGCGCCUCGGGGGCGAAGGCCUUCUGGGAGCCGCCGGUCCCGCUGUCUCUGUCUCUUCGUUUCCGUGUGGUGGAUCCGGUCUUCCUCCUCUUCUUUCCUCGACCGCGAGGAGAGAGAGGAGAGGAAGAGCUCGGCGUCCGGCUCUCCUCAGACCAGCCGCUGCUGCUCCCUCCGUUGCACUCCUUCGUCGUCGAGCCAUGGGGCGGAUCAGGCGCGUACACGUUGACGUCGUCAGAUGCUUCGUUGAUUUCCGUGGACUCGCUGCCGGCGUCGCCUGAGUCCCCACCGUUUGAAUCGUCGCAGCUGCUUGCACCUUUUGUAUGGGGCGAGAAAGGUCUUCGCGCGGCACGUCCUUCUUCGAGGGACUCUCGACAGCGUUUUCGUCUGCAGAACCCAGCAGUGUCUGAUGGAGAGACAAGGAAACGUCGUCCGGGAGAGACCGGAGUCGUGGUGCUGCGCCUCGAAGACGCGCGACAGCCUCAGAAUGCCUUCGAGUUCCUCGUCGUCAUCGCAGAACCGGAGAGAGUGGAGAUUUCUCUCGACUCCUUCCUCAUUGGCGAGAGCCGGGCGAACGAGGACCAUGUGCGAGGGGACAUGCGCAGAGACGCCAGAGAGCGGCGCGGAGGCCAGGACGCCUCCGAGCGAAAUCGCCAAGAUGCAAUGCAAGCCAUCGCGAUCGUCACGGCCUUUGCUCGCAUUCCGUCGACUCUCGCGUUGCCGCCGAAGGUAUCGCAGUGGUUCGCGCAGCCUUCUCUCUCUUCUUCAGAAACGAGUUUGGAAGACGCAGCUCGGGCCGUACAACUCGCAGCUUCCGAGUGGGGGAAGGAACUUGACGGAGACGCGAAUGAGGUGUCGAGACACCCGCUCCAUCGCUUCCCCCUCCAGUUCGCGAACUGCACGAAUCUGAUUCCCCCGGCAGAGCAACGCGAAGAGAAGCGGCGCCUCUGGACAGACAAGCCAGAUAUCUUGAUGAUUCAGGAGCUGCGAGCAUCUGUUCCUUACACCUGUGGGGUGUUUCGGCUGACCGGAAAGGCCUCGGGAUCUGCGAGAGUCUUCUUUUCUCCCUCCGCCGCUCUGAGGGCAGGAGCGACAGUCGACGUAUUUCCUCCUCUGGAACUGUGGGUGCGUCUGGAUCGGCUUCUCCAUCCUCUCCCCGUGUCUCCGCAAGCGUCUCCGGACGCGGCAGCUCUCCAGGCUCCACGUUCAGCGAGAAGCGCAGAACAAGGCCUUCAAGAGAACGGCGGCGUCGAGCGCGACAGAGGCGCCGCCGGCGUUGAGCACCAGCGCCCGGCGGGAGACGCCUGUCCUACAUGCGCGUCGGCCCUGCUCUACAGCGCCCCCGUGGCUGCGCUCGCGGCCGGCGCCUCUUUGAGCGGGAACGCGCGAGAUGACAAUGUCCUUUCUCUCGCCGUCGGCGCAUCCCUCACCUUCUUCACCAAGGGCGGACCGCCCGAGAGACCUGCGGUGUACACGCAGGUCCGUAGGGGAGAAGUCGAACGCGCCGACCAACAAGGCACUGCUGCCGAGGUCGCGAUUCUUAACGGAGACCGCAGUGUCCGCGUUGUCUGCCUCCGGCCUGGAGAUACGCCUGCGAAAAUCCUCUUGGAAGUCUCUAAUCGACCCAAGCAAGGCGUGCAUGUACACUCCGUCUCGACGUCAGUCAGACUGUCGAUCGUCUGUUCCGUUCCUCGCCACCUCGAAAUCUUUCCACUGCCUGCCUUCUCAACUCCGAGCGCGACCGUCGCGGCUCCUGAACCCGUUACGUUCGCAGCCUUCCCUGUUGCCCCGGCGGCCGCCUCCCCACAGGUGUCUCCAGUGUCUCCUUUCGCCUCCGCGCCGAGUCUCUUUCUGCGCUGCGGCGCGACCCACCGCUUCGUGGCGGUCGCGUACGACGCCCUGUUGCAGCCUGUGGUGAACGCAACGUCCUUCGCGGCGUCGAGCGCGUGGAGCCUAGCUGGCGACGAGGGCGCGACCGCGGAGACAGGGCCGAAGGGGGUGUCUCUGGUCUCCUUUUUCGACUUGGAGACUCGCGUCGGUCGGGGGAACUCGCGCGUGGAUGAGCGCCCCAGAGACGCGUUCAUCGGCUCCGCCGAAGCGGCCGCCGUGCAGGUGGACUCGACGUCUUGCUGUGGGGUCCACAGACUGUCUGUUCACCUGCAGUGGCCGACCGCCGAGAGCAUGGCUGGGGACACCGCGCUGCGGCAAGAAGACCAGGCGUUGCUGCUGCGGAGUUUGAAGGAAGCUCGAGAAGCUCUUCACGAAAACGGCAGCACAACCUCAGCGUGGAGGGACGAUCUUCUCUCGUCCACUCUCUCUCUGGUUGUGUUGCCGCCUCCGCGUUUUCUCGCGUCGAACGCGUUUCUCCCGGGAUUCUUUCCGCCCGUAAAAGAAGCUUCAUUCGCACCUCUGCGGCUCUUCUACCAUCCGAAAAUGGUCUAUCGUCUCCUCCUGCAGUUCACCUCGCCUCAGACCCGUCUCAAGGUCUUGCCUGCCUCUUCUGUCUCCGCUGUCUCCUCGACCGCGCCGUUUCGGGUGUACACGGAAACGCCUGGGCCGCGGCUGCUGGCAGACGCAAACUCAGGCGUCUGUUCUGCGUUAUCUCCGGAGGCGACGGUGCAGCGUUUUUCUUCGCUCUUUCGCCACCUGUUCGACUCCAGAGACCGCAGCGCAUCCAAGAAGGAGAGGCCGCUGCCGGCUCUCCCUCGAGAGGGCCUGGAUGUCGCGACUCUUGUUCUCGGCGCGACGCAAACAGAGAGAGAAGGAGACUUGGCGUCUCCACUUCUCCGUCUCGAGCCCCCGUUCUCGUGGCCAACCCAGGAGGUCUGUUCCCCUUCAUGUCCUGUGACGAGUCAGGAGGUUUUCGUUCUUCCCUCGGAAGAAGUCGGCCGAGAAAGCAGCGGCGGCUUUGUCGCCUCAGGCCUCCUCGCAGUCGAUGACGUCAGCGUCCUCGGCGACCAUCCGCGUUCAGAGCGUCUCUUGGCCGGGCAGAAGAAAGAGACGCGACCGGCGCUCGAGCUGCAGUUUUUCCGCGUCGCGCGUGUGUCUCUGGCAGUGUCGCCUCCAGCGACGCUGCUGGGAAGUGAGCAGGCAGAGGGAGGCGAGCAGGGAGGCGAGCAGGGAGGCGAGCAGGGAGGCUGGAUUCAGGGUGCCUGGGGGGAAGUCGAAAAAGGCAAGGCGUAUGGUGUGAAAGUGAGGGCGUUCGCCGCAGACGGGAAGCGCCUCGCGCCUGCCUUUUACCCGGCGAUGGACUUGACUCUGACGAUUUCGAAAAAGCGAAAAACGCCGCGCUCAGAGACACUUCAGACCGCCUCCCAAGGCCGCGAAGAGACGCCAGAUGCAACCACUCCCGGCUGGCUGUACGUACACCGCGUGCGAGACGGGCGGCUUGCAGAAGCCCAGCAGGUCGAGGCGCAGCUCUCAAAGGAGGAAACAGAUAUGUCUGCAACUGUCUCCUUCCGACACAAAACGAGGAGCUUCGACUUCUUUCCUUCUCGUCGUGGAAGUCACUCGCACGAACGGAAACCUGGGCAAGCGGAAGUCGAGGCUCUGGUGUCGGAAACGAGAUGUGGAGAAAGGUUCAAGCAAAACUGCCCAGACUUCUUUUUCUUCGUCGACGGCUUCGAACCUGACGCGGAGCUCGUCCUCUCGGUCCGGGCCGUGAACUGGGAACCUGCGCUCUCUACGCAUGCGUCGGGUGUAUCUACGCCUGUCAGCGCCGAGAUGACGCUCGCGCUGUAUCCACCGCUCCAGGUCUCUCCCGCCUCUCUCGUUCUGCUUCCCGGCGGUCACUCUCUUCAACUGACCGUUCGCGGAGGCCCCUGCAGACGCAGAGACAGCCGCAGUUCCGAGAGGGGGGGAUCUUCGCGCCUCAGCGCAGUCCGCGGCUGUGUCUCCUCGGACUCAGCUGUAGUGGCCGCUCAGGUCGUCGAAGACGGCGGCUUCGUCCUCACUUCCGACGCGGCAAGUGAGGAGUCGAGAGAGAGAAGAGAGAGAGGAGACACACUGGACGAAACAGAGUUUCGCGUCGUGGAACUCGUCACUGGAGAAGAGGGCGCAGCUGUCGUGACCGUGCAUGCAGGCGACCCGACCGCCGAGGAGACAGCUGUCUCCGCACCGCGAACGCGCCUCUUGCGGCGCGCUGCAGCAACGGUGCAAGUGUUUGUGGCUCUGCCGACGCGUGUGGUUGUGCGACGGUCUGUGUCGGGGGGAAACGGAUUUGUCGGCGAGCCAGGUCGUAGUCUCCACCGACUCGACGCCGCGCGCAUGGGAGCGCUGGAACGAACCCCCGUUGAGAGGGGCGGCGAGGGGGAAGCAGCACGCAAAGGAGACUCUUUUUUGCAAGAAGAGACUCUGCAGCUCGGCCUGGAGAGCGUCCAGAAACUGCAUGCGCUUCUCUACGACUCCGAGGGCAGAGAAUUCAACUUGGGUCACCUGACGGCGCCCACAGGCCGUCUCGCGGGUCCUGGCGUGGACAGAGCGACCUCGGAAGGUCAACGAAAGCUUCAGCUCUUCGGCCCUUUCGCUGCUCUUCCGCCAGCCACUGCGUCGGUGUGUACGUACAGCUGGCGGGUGGUGGAGUCGAGCUCCGUCGUCGGUUUGCUGGAUCCGAGCGCCAUGGACUUGUUCUCUGAGCUUUCUGGCGCCGCAUGCACGAAUGCCUCUGCUCUGCCGCUGCCUGCGGCUGCUGCAAGCCUCCGGCAGUCUCUGUCAGGAAGCUUGCCGAGUGUCUCCGUCGUCGGCUUGAGAUCAGGGACAGCUCGUUUGCAUCUCCGCGUCGAGUGCUCUGCCAGACGACAGCGAGACGGAAGCCGCGCAGCGAAAAGCAGUUUCCUGGAAACAGAGGUUUCGAUCGUCGUCUCCCCGUCUCCCUUCUCCCCGACUCCUGCGUCCUCCCAGAGUCUUCUGGAUUCUCCGCUCUCGUCCUUCUCGACUGUCGCCUCUGCAGUCGCAGGUCUCUCGCCGCUCCCGGCUACGAAGCCGUCUGGUCCCGAAUGGUGGACAGAACUUUUCUCUUCUCCUCGCUCUUCUGUCUCUUCUUUUCUCUUUUCCGCUUCCCCUUCUUCGCUCUCCUCGCCGUUGCUGGUGGCGCCUGCAGCGGAGUAUCGCCUGCCGUGCUGUGUCCUGCGCGUCCUUCCUCUGCCGGAUGCUGCGUGCGUCUGUGCGUCGAGGCCGCGGGAGGCUCUGCCGAAGGCUCCCGAAGCAGCUCGAGAGUCAGGCCUGGAAUCUGAGGUGAAAUGCUCCUGUGCAGAGCCAACUGCUCUCCAAGUGCUUCCCGGCGACGGCGGCUUUGUCACCUCGUCCUCCCUGGCUGCCGCGCUGCUGAAGAUUGAGGCCCGACCGGCCUCCCGCGCCUUCGCUGCGCGUCCUCCCGAGGCAGGGCGAACAGACAAGGACUCGAGAGAAGAAGGUGAGGCGAGGGAUCAAGCCUUGUGGCUCACCGCCAGAGUAGAUGUGACUCCCGUUGCGAGCGUCGAACUUCGCCUGCGGGAGAGGACGAUGGGCCUCGGCGGCCGACAACGCGUCGAGCUUCUUCUGAAAGAUGCACUGGGACGCCGCGUCCUGCCCCCGACAGACAUUAGACUGGACGUGUUCUCCUCGCACCCUUCGGUGAUUUCCGCGGAGGUGGAGGCCGGGGACUCGUGGCAUCCCUUUGGAGCGCCAGUCGUGGCGCUGCAGGCGUCUGCGACUCAGGCAGGAUGCGCAGCCGUCACUGUGUUCCUUCUCGCUCCUGCCUUCCUCUCCGACACCGUGCUCGUCUGUACAGACAGUCGAGCGUCUCCGUCGCCGGGCGUUGCGCGUCGUCUCGCCUCCGCCGAGGCAGUCCCCGUACUCCCGGGGUCCGUCGUGCAUGUGCUGCCAGACUCCAGGGUGUACGUCCACCGCGUGAGGCCGCAUCUGUCCUUCAGGCUGACUUUCCGCCUGCAGCCGCUGCUCUCGGCGCUGCUUGCUCUGGGGGCGAAGGGUGCUCUAGGGACGGCGGGGGGAUCUGCAGGCCCGCCGGUGCAUCUGUUCCCCGACUUUGUCUGGCAGGAGGUGCAACAAGUCGCCGCUUCUUCCGGGUGCGUCUCCGUGCAUGCGGUUGCCCGACUCGUGGAUCGCGUCGCGCCCUCGCUUGCCCAGAGUCUCCACCUCUCGCUCGCAGGUUUGUUCAGGCUGCUGAGACGCCCGGCGUCCUUGUUUUUCGAAGCCGCCUCCACCUUCUCCCCGGCCUUCUCCGUCGGAGAGCCGCUGCUGCACUUCAGCGAGGAGACAGAUGCACAACAGCCUCAGCGCUUCGCACUCUGUACCGGGCGGCCCUCUUCCCGGCCGACUGCCUCGAGUGCAGGCGCUUCUUCGCCGGCUCUCGUGGCGUCUUCUCUCUCGCUCAAGGUCACUCUGAACGAUGUGCCAGCUGUGCUCGCGGCUCUGGUCUCCAAAAAAGAGGAGAGCGAGGGAGGAAAGGCUGACGGCGAACUCAGCGACUUCCUCCUUCGAGUCGACGGCGUGAGCGCCUUCUUCUCGCUGCUCAGGAAACAGUUAGCCAGCGCCUGGUGGCGCGAGCAGCAGGUGUACAGACGGCAGAAGGAAGCGAGUGAGGAGAGCUGCGAACCGAGACAGAGCGCGAGGUCUCGUGCGGCGACUCCAGACGACAACAGACAGACGGCCGACCUUCAGGACGAGAGCGGGGUACACGCCGCUGCCGGCUGUACGUACACCCUGUUCGGCAGGGCCCAAGACGUCCCGUCGUCGGUCACCCUGUUCUUCUCUCUUGUGGGUUUCCUCGACUGGUCUGCGAGUUUCUCGCCGUCCACUCCUGUGCAGGCCUCGCUCUGUUCUUCGCCGUUCUUUGCCUGUCCGACCGCUCACGCCGUCUGGAACUCCUCGCGCCCAGCCGUCGCCAGUGUACAUACACCUCGAAUCGUCCCUGCUCGUUUGUUCGCGUCUGCGGCCUCAAACGCCGCAGCGCCCGACGUCUCCGACGUGGAGGGACCGACGGCCGUCGCUCUGGCGCCUGGCCUGGCGACCAUCUCGGCGAACAACUCUGCCGUCCUCCGCUUGGGUGUGCUUCCAUCGCCAGAUUUGGAGCGCGACGCAGGGCGCGCCAGCGAGUUGGGAACUCAGGAAGCCUCGAAACUUCGUCUCCUAGCGGCGGCAGGCUGUGCCGGCCACUUUGUGGAGAAGACGGAGUCGCAGAGAACGCCGCUGUUGACCGUCGCUUCUGCAGCGUGGAUGGCCUUGAGCGGAAGCGAGAUGCUUUCGGUGUCUCGCCUUCAGAGCUUGGGCGCAUGCGCGACAGAAGAAGUAGGAGGUCGGAGGGGAGAACUGUUCUUCUCGUCAUUCUCGUCGCGGAUUCCUGCAACAGAGACGAAGACUCCCAACAACCGAGAAGAACCAAGCGCUCUCUUUUCGCCUCGAGGUGAAGUGCUCUUCUUCCGUCUGCAGGCGUCUCCGAGCGCCGGGACUUGGACAGACGUCGCCUCUUCGGUGUACGUACAGUCGAGCGGCAGCGUCCAGUGCGCCGUGAGCGACCCACGUCUGGCGCCGCUGUUUGUGGCGGAGACGACGCAGCUCCCGCUGCUGUCUUUCGAGAGCGAAGAAAGGAGGAAAGCCGUCGGGGUGCGCCUCUCGGAGCAAGGGAGAGUCUCUGGAGCCGUCGAGUUCGACGACGAGGGCGAUCUUCUCGUGGCGCAUGCAUGUGCACUUCAGGAACGCCGACUUCUGUCUGUGAGGUCGGAUCUGCCUCGUCUCCUUCGUCUCUCGACCCCGGGCGUCGUCGCCUCUGUUGCACCCAGCGAAACGACAACUCAUGGACCUGCACCUUCGUCUGUCGCGCUGCCCUGCGGACCGGCGACUCUCUCAGCUUCCCAGAGCUCUUCUUCUCUCCCCAAGUUCUCUCUGCCGGUGUCUGUGAGUCUGCAGACUUCGCGUGCUUCGCGGCUUCUGGCCUUCUCGCCAGCGCGUCUCCUCUCCCUGGCCGACGAGCGGGGCGCCGAGCGAGACGCUGAGACUCUGCUACGUCAGCGGGCUCGGUAUUUGUUCGAGACUUUUGCGGUGCAGACUCCCAGAGGCGCUCGACCCGAUGUUGCCCAGUCUCGCGUCCUCCAGAGUGCGUGUCUCGCCCUGCCGUUCAAACCGAAGAUGCGAGUUCUCUUCGACGCUCGCUGCAUGAGCCUGGCCGCGCCCCAGGUCGUCUACGUGAAGGCGACUCAGAGGCAGAAGCUCGGAGACGGCGAGGGACAUGAAUCCGAGAAAGAGAGAAGCGAGGAGCUCGAAGACUUCUUCAAGGAGGCGCAUGCGCUCGGCAGCCUCGGUGACGAGCGCCAAGCCUCUGUACACGAAGAGAGGAGUGACGACCCUGCGAGAGGCUCUGCUGCGCUUCACGCGACAGCCGAGACAGGCGCACAGCUCCCAUUGACUCUUUUCGUGUAUCCGGUGCCUCCUGUCGCCGCCGACAACGCAGCUGCUGCGCCAGAGCAGAGUCGAAAUCGUGUCUCUGUCGACGUCAGUGUCUCCUCAGAGGCGUACACUGUCCAGACACAGCAGCGGGGCCUGCUGCUCGCGAUUCGUGUCUCGGCUGCGACGUCGCCGACGCACCUCGCAAGUGGUGACAGAGCGAGUCGGCACCAUAAGCGAGAAGCGAGCACGGGGAACUGGAGUGUAUGGACAGCGCCAGAGGCCGCGCAGCUCACGAUCGAGUCGCGAGAGUGGAGACAGAUCGUCUCGCUGUCGCUCGAGCCCGCGGGUGCAGUCCGACAGCGAAGGGAGGAAAAGGGAGAAGAGACGCUGCUGUUCCCCUCAGCCUUUUUCUCCUCAUCGUCAGAGCGACCUCUGCCUGGUCACGAGAGCGAGAGAGUAACCGGCGCGAGGUCGGAGGACCGCAGAGAAUUGAAGAGAGAGGUGCAGUUCGAGCAAGAAGAAGAUUCCACGCAGUCGCUCGGCGAGUGGCUUCUUCUUUUGCUGCUGCUUCUCGGCGGCGGCUUGUUCCUGCUGCAUCGUUACUGGGACUUCUUUCGGGGCGCGGCCUUUCAGUCGCAACCUCUGCCUCCGCGCGACGAAACCGCUGUCGACAAAGGUGGAUUCGGGACGAGUGCACCUGAGAAAUCUGUUUAUCCAGGACUGGGAGAAAAUUCUCUGUUGAUGAGAGAAAAGGCGAGACUUCAGGCCGCGCGACAAGCAGAUGCAGAGGCUCUAAGCAACGCUUUCUCGACGCGCUGUAAGGAUGAACAACUCAGCGCCCGUGUACGUACACCCCAACAGAAGCUGCAGAUGCAGCCCGAUGGCCAGUGGAAGUGGGUCGCGUAGAAUAGACCCGUGAACGCAGACCUGUCUGUUCUGGUGCGCAUUCUCCUUUUUGGAGACACACGAGCAGUCAGGAAAGACAGCAGACGCGUUUUUUCUCGAGGAAAUGAGAGUUCUGUGGAGACGCCAGAAACUGCGCAGUGGAACAGGGGGGAUGUGCUUGCUGUCUAGACAAUGGGUGAGAAAAAUCCUGCGUGUGACUCUUUGAAGCAAGCUGUGAAAGCACUCGAGACACGAGCAGCAGAGAGCAGAGAAGAAAGAGAGGUUGGUGACACGCAGUCAUUUUUGGGGUGUCGAGAACGUAUCAGUGAAACCUCAGUGGCGAAACUCAUUUGAUUACCAGAAAAACAGACACGAUUUCCCUUGAUUGAAUCGUAUGCCUUUGCCGGGGCAGCGAAAAUCUUUUGAAAGCUAACAAGAACGAAAAGCCACUUUCCUGCUAAAAUGUCGAAAAAGUGAACGAGCGGCUUCUUGGAAUCCAGGGCAUGUUAACUUUCUGCGCGGGGUGACUCCAUUUGUUUUAACUGCGUGCAUUAGUGUCGGCUUCUGUAUGUUGAGGAGUAAGUCUGGGCUUUUGACCAAGCGCACUUGCUGUACAGCUGAUGGGAAGUUCUUGGAAGCAAGUUUCUGCACCAUGCAAAGAAUGUUCUGCCUGCUUCGAUUUUCCUCUAGGAAGGUGGCCUCUCGGCGAGACCAGCGCCUCGCCUGGUCAAGAGAGUUCUAGAUUUCUGUGUCGGGGACAGUGGUAGAUAGGGUGAAUGGUGUUUUCUAGCGUCUUUACGCGAUUUCCAGCGCGAUGGUGCGCGGUACAAGCAACAGACUGAAGUUCUCUCCGGUAAAUAGUAUCAAGACGCAAGAAUGCCUCUAAAAGCUGUCCCCAAAGUCGAGGUAGACACUCUGGAGUCGUUAUCACAAGAAGGCGGAGCAUAUAAAUGCUCCUCCCUCCAUGCGUUGAUUCAGUUCACCAUGCGAAGUCGAAAUACCACUGGUCGACGCAGACAAGACCGCCAGAUCGUAACUCGACCCGUCGUGGUGUGUCAGGCAGCUAGGUCGCACAAACGCGCCAGCAACUGAAGAGAACGGUGGAGAAAGUCAUCGAGUGGACUGACUGCAGUGUCUGGCGUGAAGGGUGAAUGGAGCGUGGCUAAAUCGAUUACCGUUGAUGUAUAUAUAAUGUUCUUUCGCAUUCGGCAGAAAGCAUGGGAAAGCAUCACGCAGCGUCUUGGCAAUCACGGAAAAGGACACUACAGUGACGGGGGCCACCGGAAGUGGCGAGUGGGUUUCAACACUAUGUUGUAUGCCGUCAACAAUAUCUUGCAGAAUGGGGAGAGGCUCGCGGCAGUGAGGACGCUUGCCGCACUGAAUCGGCAACGAAGAGAGUGUGUGCACUGUAUCUUUCUUCUAAACCGUGCAGGCUCAGUCGAUGUGGACUUUCCUCCCAUGUGCAUCGUUCUUUUUUCCUUUUGGGAGGAAACGAGGAUGCCCUGGUUUUUUUUUUCGCGAUGAAGCAAGACGUGCAAACUCGAGCGUGG
Messenger RNA from Toxoplasma gondii ME49, 14314 nucleotides. RefSeq lists its product as hypothetical. The record is from RefSeq and is a predicted model, not a curated record. The transcript has 9 exons. NCBI's taxonomy places the organism in Eukaryota, Apicomplexa, Conoidasida, Eucoccidiorida, Sarcocystidae. The coding region runs from base 1182 to 12785 and encodes 3867 amino acids.